Molecule: messenger RNA, 1342 nt
Organism: Macadamia integrifolia
Lineage: Eukaryota; Viridiplantae; Streptophyta; Magnoliopsida; Proteales; Proteaceae
Product: probable N-acetyltransferase HLS1
Exons: 3
Coding region: 80-1312 (410 amino acids)
Molecular function (GO): acyltransferase activity, transferring groups other than amino-acyl groups
Source: RefSeq, a predicted model, not a curated record
UGUCUGGUCUUGAGAGAGUGAGAGACUUGGAAAGAGGUUUAACUUCAGGGUUAAUUAAUCUCUACAAGUCUCAGAGACUAUGAGGAAGCAGUCUCAAAAAACAGUGGAAGCUCCAUCUGUAGAAGAGAUGGAAGAAGUAAGAGUAAGAGAGUAUGAUAAGGAGAGAGACAGAGAAGCUGUGGAAGAGAUGGAGAAAAGAUGCGAGCUUGGGUUGCAGGGAAAGCCUUCUCUCUCUACUGAUCUCAUGGGCGAUCCAACUUGCCGCAUCCGCCACUCUCCUUCCAAUCUCAUGUUGGUUGCAGAGUAUGGAGAAAGAAAAGAGAUAGUUGGGGUGAUAAGAGGAUGUAUAAAGACAGUGACGAGAGGGAAGAAGGUAAUGAGUAACUUCCCUAUAUUUGCGAAGGUGGCUUACAUUCUUGGACUGCGUGUAUUGCCCACACACAGGCGUUUGGGCAUUGGGACGAAGCUGGUGGAGAAGUUGGAGGAGUGGUGCAAGAAAGAAAGUGUUGAAUACGCAUACAUGGCCACGGACUGCACCAACGAGGCCUCCAUCAACCUCUUCACACUAAAAUGCGCCUAUGUCAAGUUCCGCACUCCUACGGUCCUUGUCCAGCCGGUGCACGCACACUACAAGCAUAUAGGCAGAGGAGUCACAAUUGCCCAACUCGCGCCGCAACUCGCCGAGUCAAUCUAUCGGCGAGUCUUCGCAAACUCGGAGUUCUUCCCCAAGGACAUAGACGUAAUUCUCUCAAACAAACUCAACCUGGGCACAUUCAUGGCCUUGCCCAAGGGAACUCUUCACAAGUGGGACCUACAAUCCGGUCACCUUCCACCGUGCUUUGCUAUCUUGAGCGUGUGGAACAGUAAAGAAGUGUUCAAGUUGCAGGUAAAAGGAGUAUCUGCGCUAAAAUACGCGUUAUGCGUUGGGAGUCGAAUACUAGACGCGUGGAUGCCAUGGCUAAGGAUACCAUCCAUACCGGACGUGUUUCGGCCGUUUGGGGUUUAUAACUUAUAUGGACUGCACAUGGAGGGAGAAAAGGGUGCUUCGCGGCUUAUGAAGAGUCUAUGUACAUUUGCACAUAAUAUGGCCAGUGAUGAUCCUGGAUGUGGGGCCCUCGUGGCUGAGGUAGGAAGGAUGGACCCAGUGAGAGAAGCGGUCCCACAUUGGAGGAGAUUUUCUUGGGCUGAGGACUUGUGGUGUGUCAAGAAAUUAUCAACGGUAGAGAAUGAGGACAAGACUUGUGGGGUCCCUAAUUGGAUCACUUCUCUUCCAUCCUCACCAGUGAUUUUCUUUGACCCUCGAGAUUUUUGAUUUUUCUAAUUGCAAAAUUAACAAAAAGAA